Molecule: messenger RNA, 5061 nt
Organism: Platichthys flesus (European flounder)
Lineage: Eukaryota; Metazoa; Chordata; Actinopteri; Pleuronectiformes; Pleuronectidae
Exons: 2
Coding region: 1121-2821 (566 amino acids)
Source: RefSeq, a predicted model, not a curated record
CCUGUAACGGUCCCGGGCCGGUAGCGGUGAGGCUUCUUCACGCCGACGGGGGCCGGGGCGCUCUUACGGCAGCCCUGGUCUCCAGUUGCUUCCUGGGGGCUUUGCCGCCGGUGGAUUUACGAGAGAGUGAAUAAACUCGUGAAACAGAGAAGUACCGUCAUGUAAUCCACUGAUUUCAACAAUGUAACUGUAUUCUGAAUACCAUCUAUUUAAUUUGUAACCGUAACGGAAUACAGUUACUCAUAAUUUGUAUUCUAAAUACGUAACGCCGGUACAUGUAUUCUGUUACUCCCCAACACUGGCUAUAUUUACAAAAACGCAAUUGCGCGGACUGAUCCGAAAGCCAUUUAUCCUUCUUCUCUCUCGUUUUGUAUUCUGUGCAAUGAAAAUCAAGAAGCAAGUAAAAAUCGAAGUUAUCCAUGUUGUUACUGUCAGUGCAUUAUGAGCCUAUAUCUAGGCAUAUUUGUUGGAAUGUGUGAACCAACGCAAAUCAGAUAACUGCAACUUUCAUGCAGUCUUUAACGAACAUUUACGCAACAUGUGUGUUGGCCAAAAUAAUAUUGCAAAUAUUGCUUAAUACAAUUUGGUUUAGCCUACUUUUAAACAUAUGAACUAUUUAAAAUUAUACUCGGCCUGGAUUUUGGAGCACAUCCAAACAUUGUCAUACUUACACCUGUCUUCACAACGGUAAGGAGAGCAAAUUGAUGAGUUCAGUAAUCCGGCCCGUCUACUCAUGCACGCCGCAUGUUCCGACAACACCAAUGAAGAACACACCCCUCCGUUUUCGAUUUUUGGCUCAUUUUACCUUACUUUUAGAUUUAUUUUUUAAUGUCAAAAUAUUGGUUGGAGAUAUAGAACGGGCGCCAAAAUACGCGCCCGGGAAAAAAAUAAAAAAUUAUAAUUGUUUUGUUUUUUGGGGGGCGCAUUAUUUGGCGCUCCCCCUCUAGAUGGCGCUCCAGGCGGCCGCCUAUACCGCCUGUGGAAAGGCCGCCACUGCUAUCAAAGCAGCAGUCACUUUGCUUUCGGUUUUGGCAGCAUGGACGCCCUUCUACUGAAGGAAGGCACUGAUGUGUCGGAAAUCGAUAAAACGGUAAAAAAAUAAGUGGAGGUGGGCUUGGGUAUGCGAAUGUGCAAAAAAAUGAAAAUGCCAGGAGUUUGCUUUUGUGUGGUGUGCCAUAAAAAAAUAGUGUAUGGGAGCAAUGGCAAGAAAGUCCUUUCACGCCAUCAGUCUGAAGCUAGCCAUAAGGCUAAUGUUAGAGCUCUUCGGCACACAUCAUCAUUGCCUGGUGCUGCAGUCACCACAACAGAAGUAGGUCCCUCCAUGGCUGAUCGUGUCUGCACGCAGAAAGUGCGAAUUUGCUCUUUCAUAGCAGAGCAUGACCUGUCCCUGACCAUAUCACAGCCCCUUGUCAACCUGAUUCGAUCAGUUGCAGAAGACCAGAGCACACUCUCCAGGCUGUCAUUGUGCAACGCACACGCCUCCUACUUGUGCACACAUGGCAUUGCAGCCUAUUGCAAAACAGAGUUGUCCAUGACGCUACAAACAAAGAUGUUCUCUUUGAAUGCAGAUGAGGCAACUAAUGUUAAUAUGGACAAGAUUUUAAAUGUGCUUGUACGGUUCUUUGAUGAGGAUUUGGGUAAAGUUGUGACCCAGCAUUUUGGAUCAAGGAAAGUCAACAUUGCAGAUGCCUCAACCCUCAAAAAUGCAAUCGAAGAAAUCCUCAACUCAUACAAUUUGAACUGGGAUCAGGUCAUGUCUGUUUUGCUUGACAACUGCAGCGUCAUGAGAGGAAAGCGAUCUGGAGUGGAGACCCAGAUCAGGAAAGAAAACGAUGCACUCCUUGACAUCAGUGGAGACACGGUGCAUAUGGUGUCAAAUUCUGCCAAGGCCCUUUUGAAUCCAUUAAAGAGUUGUGUUGAAGAAUUCUGUACGGAUGUGUAUUAUGACAUUGAAAAGUUUCCAAAGCAGAAGGAGCUGUUUGGAGAGUUUCAAUCUCUUCUACACAUGAAGAACAAGAGCCUGAUCCGCCCCAUCAGCAGCAGGUUCCUUCAGAUGCUGGAGGUGUGCAACAGGAUAAGGGAGCUAGUGGAUCCACUGAUUGCACACUAUUUCAGCUUCCUGUCACCCCAUGAUCAGCGCAAAUACAGAUUGCCCAUCAACCAGGUUCUGCAGAAGCAUGGGGUUACAGCUGAGGAAAAGGCUAGGAUGGGUGUACUACAUCAACAACUUGCCAAAUCAACAAAGGGUCAAACCGAUGUAAAUAGUGACAGGAAGACAAUAAUCUGUGUACUUUUCACAGAGUUCAGUAAGCUCACAGCCAUUAUAGACCUAUACAGAGGUAUACUCCCAUCCUUCCAGGUCUUCCUCAAAAAACUGCAGUAUGAAAAGCCUAUGCUUCAUGUUCUGCAUGUCGAAAUGGUGCUGCUGGUGAGAGACGUUCUCUCCAAGUUUAUGAAGCCCGAUGCCAUCCCUUUGGAUGUGAAGAGCUUGAUUAAUCUGGAUAUACAGAACAAAGACCUGCAGUAUCCAGAUAAAUUGUUGUCGGUUGGGAAAUUCAGCCAUUGUGUAGUCAACAAGGCCAGAGUGGAGAAGAAACCUUGGGUGAAGGAGUUAUACACCUCACUCAGAGAGGGCUACAUCAAGGCAGCUGCAUUCCUGAUAAAAAACCUCCCCUUGAGCAACGUCAUCAUUUCCUCUUUGUCUGCACUGUCACCUUCGUUGAUCCAGGACCAAAACGUGCUUACUGCAUUUAGCACUUGGCCAAGGCUCUGCCAAAUGUCAUCACCACUAAUGAACUGGGCGAGCUGGAUGAAGAGGUGAGGGCCUACCAGACUCACCUGGAUCUGGAGGACAAGGCCAAAGGUUUUGAUGAGAAUUCUGCACGUAUUGAUGCUGACUGGUGGAGGGAAAUCUUUGUAAUGAAGACACCAGAAGGCUCAAUCAGAUUUCCUGUCUUGGGCAAAUUGGUGAGGGCACUGCUCUCUUUGUUUACUGGCCCUCUCGUUGAAGGUUCAUUCAAUAUAAUGGAUGAUAUCAUUGAGAAGGAUAGGACCAGAAUAAACAUUGAGACCUAUGAAGGCUUGGCUGUGAUCAAAACACACCUGAAGGCAGCAGAACAAACAGCCUCUAAGAUGACAAUUAGUGCUGCAAUGAGGAGUUUGUGUCUCUCAUCAUUUCACCGGUACAAAUGCCAUCUUGAGAAGAAGAAAGAGAAAAUGAAUGAAGAGAAGGAUCGGAAAAUCAGGGAAGCAUUAAAAGUCCUCUCAGCAGUGAGGGCGAAGAAGGUGAAAAAAGCUUCCACCUCUUCAUCAUCUUCAUCUACUUCUGCUGCCAGACACUCCUCCUCCUCCACUAGAGCCUCCCACUCAUACAGCUCAAGAAGAGCCAUGUGUGCAACCAAAUCUUCCCACCCUUUAUCCUCCAAAACCAGAGGAGCUACCCCUGCAGGCCACCCCCCCUCCUCCUCUUCCUCAUCUCCCUCAUCUGGAAAAGCUACCCCUGCAGGCCACCUCCCAUCUUUCACAUCCAGAAAAGCUACCCCUGCAGGCCACUUCCCAUCUUCAUCAUCUGGAAAAGCUACCCCUGCAGGAAAAUCCUUAAAAGGCACUACUGCAGGAACCUCCUCCUCCUCCACCUCUUCCCCUGCAGGAAAACCCCUCUCCUCAAAAAGCACGCCUGCUAGAACCCCCUCCACCUCCUCCUCCUCCUCUACCCCUGCAGGAAAACCCCUCUCCUCAAAAGGAACUGCUGCAGGAACCUCCUCCUCCUCUUCCUCCUUAUCUACCCCUGCAGGAAAACCCAGCUCCUCAAAAAGCACUCCUGCUAGAACCUCCUCCUCCUCUAACCCUGCAGGAAAACCCCUCUCUUCAAAAGUAACUCCUGCAGGAACCUCCUCCUCAAAAGGCACUUCUGUUGGAAUUCCCUCUUCCUCCUCCUCCUCUGGCUCAUUUAAAGCCACACCUGCAGGAAAACCCUUUUCCUCUCCUCCUGGGCCAAAAAAACCUCCCCAGAAACGGGCAUCAGGUGUCCUGAAGUUAGAUGACUUUGGAUUCACCACUAAAAGGCCAAAGAAGUAGACCUUUUCAUUUUCUCUUCUUGGGUCUCAGUGUUUUAACUUAUUUAGUACUGUUAUCUUUUAAGUUUUAAGUUAUCUUUUUGUGUUACACCGUUUUGUUCAAACAUUGUUAUCUUUAAUAUAAUUGUUCUUGAAAGCAUUGUGGAAAUAAAUGCUUGCUCUGACAACUUGUGCAGACGUUUUGUCAUUUAUAGCCCAUUAACACGAAUGGUGAAGUCUUGCAAAAAAAUAUUGGUUUUAUGCCCUAGCUUUAAACUAGUAAGUGAUAAUGGACUACGUGAAGUUCAAAUAUCGAGGCGGUAAGCAGCCACGACCCAAAGUGAGUGCCGAUUUUUUUUUUCAGUCAGAUGAUUUUUUUUUGCUUUAAUCCCUGAGUCUAUAAAACUGUAUUAAAAAUUGACCCCGUUACACUUGAAAAGUGUCUUAAUAUCUGUUGUUGAUGUCCCAGCCCGGUAUGGGGGGUGUGUAUCAUUUGAGUUGAACCCAUGUUUUCUCCUGUUUCUCGAUGAGGAGUCAGGUUAAGAACAUGUCUUUUGGUUCCUUUAAUUUCAGUGGUUAAAUUUAGGUUGUUCCCUUCAGGUGUUUUGUGUUUGCUGUUUUGUUGUUCGACCCCCCCCAAGCUAAAGAGUUUACCACGAGGAAAUUCUGGGACCAAUCCCAUCAGUGUCGCUUCCGUCAUCGUUUUGCUCGUGUGUUCCCAUAGGAAAUGAUGUCCUGCGCGGAUGCAACUUCCGUCCGUCCGCUCACUCUAUACUCCCCGUAGACCGGCAGCAAGGACACCGCGUAAAACCCACAGCGCGAGUGUGACGCGGUCUUUUAGAGUAUAACUCCCGCACUGUAAACAAAUGUCAUGUAAAUUAAUUUGUCUGUUUAUUAUUGUUUUAAAUGAAAUUCAACAUAAUAACAAAUACUGCACAAUUUAAUUUAAUGUAAUAGCAGCAUGAUGAUAGUCAGUUCCUAUAAAUUAAACUCCUCUUUACCAAAA